This is a messenger RNA of Heterotrigona itama, 3059 nucleotides long. The record is from the annotation of a GenBank genome assembly. NCBI's taxonomy places the organism in Eukaryota, Metazoa, Arthropoda, Insecta, Hymenoptera, Apidae.
UUUUUUUUUUGUUUUUGUUUUUAAUGUCGCUACUUAGGAACAGAAGUAUGUAUAAUAUAGUUCGUAGUUGCCUUUCGAUUUUUCGAUCUCAGCACGCUUAAAUUCGCGAUCGAGUAUUACCAUUUACAACGACCUCGCGAGCGAUUUUUUUCUGCCCGAUAAGAUUACAGCUAUCGGAAAGUGGUAGUGUGCCGUUGUAAUCGAGCCGUCGCGUCGUCGAUUUAACGAUAAUCCCGGCCCGUGAAGCGGGAAACAGCGCGCGUUUGAAAGUUCAGUCGCUCAGGUGGUUACGUCGCGGAAAGUCGCGGUCGUGUUUCGCUCGCGGUCGCCAACAGAAUGCAGGCAAGAAAUGCCGGCUCGACAUCGCACGUUUCGAAGAUUGAUACGUUACGUUUCGCAAUUGUAACGAUAAAUCGCGCUUCCUUCCAUGAGUAAUCCCUCAUCCACGAGUGCGUGAUCUUUUCAAGGUCCUCUCGACUAUUUUACCCACAACGUACAGCGUCCGCGCUGGCAGUUCGACGCGAUUUGAACGAUCGAUAACGCUGCAGAAAAACGAAAGCGGCAAUAAUCGCGAAAAGCAAAUACGAUCUCAUCCGGUAGCUGCCGUGGAAUUCGAUACGGUGACAUGUCUGUGAACAUUUCCACUACGAUUUGUCAAUCGACUCGACGCUCCUUACGACAAAGAUAACGUAUCCGAGUUUCUUGCGGUCGAUCGAUCGGCUAACAAGCUUUCGUCGCGCGUUCCUUCGAAGUGCAGAACCUUAAGUGGAAAUGAGCGGCGACUGAGUGAUCCGCGAAAGGAAGGCUGGUGAUCGAAAUCACUUUUUCAAAAAUAUUUGGCCUACGUCGAAGAUAAGCCCACCCCGCGAUUUUUGCUGCGUCGGAGCGAUUACCGAUGACAGACCGCACUUACGCCGGUCGGAUAUUGCUGAGUUUGGAUAUUCAUGAGCGUCCUGCUCGUGGCUUGCGGCGUUGUUGCGAAGCCGGGUUAAAUAGAUCAAACGCUUGAACGAAAGUAGUAGCAAGCGAAUGUGACUUUUAGUACGACGAUGGAAGUUUUCAAACUUGCCGUUUGAAGGAUACGUUGCAACAAUUACGUUAACAAUUAAGAUUCGAAGAGUUCGAAUUACGAGCAAAAUUGUACAUUCUGAGGAAAGCAUGUAAUUGCAAAAUUGUAAUACAAAGUAUAAUUGUAGAUAAUUGUGUUUCCACGCAUUUCUCUGUACACGGUGUGUCCGUUCUCAUGGUUCUCAUAAGCAAAAUUAUCACGUUUCAUCGGUAGAAAAAAGAAAAACGAAAAAUGUCGGUAAUCGUAGGUAUAGUGUAAUAGUAUACGAGUCUGAGUCAUACAUUCUAUUGUUAUUUACCGUAGCUGUCUCCUUCGAUUUAAUCGCAGUAUCGAUUGUAAUCAAUUACAUGGAUACUGCGUUCGAGCGUUCGAGACGAAAAUAAACUAAACUAUAUACUUUCUCCGAACGUGAGUUCGUAGGAUGGAGAACUUUUUGUGCGAUCGCAACGAAUUCACUUGAAACAGGAGCAAAACGAAAUCUCCUUCCAAAGGUCUUGCAAUCGUGCGCAGGUGAUCGAUCGAACCAUUACGAAAAUGGAAACAAUGGAGGAGCGGUCUCCGUUGUUGGAGAGGAAAUUAAGCACCUCGACGAAAAUCGCCUAUGCUUUCGGGCAUAUUUUCAACGACCUCACUGCUGCCAUGUGGUUCUCUUACACCCUCAUCUAUUUUCAAAGGGUAGCUCUGCUGGAGCCGAUCGUUGCUGGUGCUCUCUUACUUUUAGGCCAAAUCAUAGACGCAUUUAUGACUCCGAUCUUCGGAAUAUUGGUGGACCGGUACCUGAAGAAGAAGAUCUGGCAUAUAGUCGGUUCAGCGAUGAUCACGCUGUCGUUUCCAGUGAUCUUCGGUGGUUUUAGCAAACCGUCAAACGCAGGCAUCAUGCUUGUCUACGUGCUCAGCAUCGCCGUGUUUCAAACUGGCUGGGCAGCUGUGCAGAUAUCACACUUGUCCAUGAUUCCAGCGUUAACGGAUUCACUGCUGCAACGAGCAGAUUUAACUGCAAUAAGGUAUUCCGCUCAAGUUGGUGCAGCUGUCGCGGUGUUCGUUGUUACGUGGAUAGUUCUACCCACGAACGAAGGAGCAAUGGUGCGAUUGGCCGAGCAGGACAGUUAUAAGUUUAGAAAUAUCGUGUUGACUUUGACGUCCAUCGGUCUGGUCGCCACUGUACUCUUUCACAUAUUUUUAAAAGGCAACCUCUUGGAGAAUUCCGAUUUGCGCAAAGGGAACGUCGAAGAAGCUAGAAGACUAUUCGACAAUCCCGAAAACGAUCGAACCUCCUGGGUCAGUACGUCGAUUUUACUAAGGGUAGCUAUGUUGUACGUAGCCAGCAGGCUCUUCAUCACGCUGGCAACUGUGUAUCUGCCAUUGUACAUAGAAGAAACCGACGUGAAUGGGAAAGAGGCCCUCGCUACCGUUCCGUUGGUCUCUUACUUAUCCUCGUUUAUCGCCGCUUUGUUGCUGAAGUAUAUUAACAAGUCGUGUGGGACAAAGGCGUGUUAUUUGUUAGGCACUUUAAUUGGAAUUCUUUCCGCUGUAAUUACCAAAUACGGUGGCAAUUCCACGGCAAUUAUAUACAUUGUCGCGAUUCUAAUAGGAAGUGGAAGCUCGAUCACAAUGGUUACAGCAUUGAGCGUGACAGCAGAAAUAAUUGGUCCACGGACGGAGCGAAGCGCCAUCGUCUACUCGAUCGUGACUUUCCUCGACAAAGUCGUUACGGGCCUGGUUGUAAUUAACAUCGAGAGAUGGAGGUGCACGGAACCAGCGUUCUGUCCAAAUUACAACAGAGACACUUUGGCUCUCGUUUGCGCUCUCUCCAUGUCUUUGGGACUCGUUACGCUAUUUUCAGUUUCGCGAUGUUUAACAUAACGGAAUGGGGCAGACGUAACGGAAGCUACUUUAUUUUCGCACUUACGUUUUUACUCUCACGCAGAAAGGAAUUAAACCCUCGUUAUAUGGAACGUUUGAAAAGAAUAAAGAAAGAAAAACCUCUGUC